GUGACUGUCUGACGGUGCAUUUUACCCAAGUUUGCAAUCAUUAGUGAACAAAUACUGUGAAAAUUAAGUUCACUAACUAGUAUAUAUUCACACGAAAUACAUAUAUUUAAAAAUCUAAGGAAAUAUGCCUCAAUACUCGAUUAAAGUAAAAUGGGGAAAGGAAUUUUUUCCCGGUGUAGAAGUUAAUACGGACGAAGAACCAAUGUUGUUCAAAGCACAACUUUUUGCACUGACAGGUGUACAGCCAGAAAGGCAAAAAGUCAUGUUAAAAGGAAUGACAUUGAAAGAUGAUGACUGGGGUAACAUGAAAUUAAAAGAUGGUAUUACUGUGUUAAUGAUGGGUUCCAAAGAGGAAGAUGUACCAGUGGAGCCCACAGAAAAACCAUUAUUUUUAGAAGAUAUGAAUGAGUCUGAGUUAGCCAGUGCAUUAGAUUUACCUGCCGGUUUAACAAAUUUAGGAAAUACAUGUUAUCUCAAUGCAACUGUACAGUGCCUGAAAACUGUCCCUGAAUUGCGAGAUGCUUUGAAGAAUUUUUCAGGUGGACUUGCAGCUGCUGGCAGUUCUUCGCUUGUACCUGCUCAAAGUAUAACUGCUGCUUUAAGAGAUCUAUACGAGAGUAUGGACAAAGGAACAUCUUUACCACCUGUUGUUCUUGUGCAAAUGAUGCAUCUAGCAUUUCCAAGAUUUGCUGAAAAAUCUGAGCACGGUGGAUUUCAGCAACAGGAUGCUAAUGAAUGUUGGACAGAACUUAUUAGAAUGUUACAACAGAAAUUGUUAGCAAAGGAGAAUCCUGCAGCUUUAGAAGAUGAUGGACAAUGUCAUAAGCCUCGUUCAUUGAUCGAACAAUAUUUUGGAGGAACUUUUGAUACGGAUUUAAAAUGUGUAGAGUCUGAAGAUGAACAACCUACUAAAGGAAAAGAAGAAUUUUUACAAUUAAGUUGUUUCAUAUCAACCGAAGUUAAGUACAUGCAUUCUGGACUUAGGAAUAAAAUGCAAGAACAAAUUACAAAAAUGUCUCCAACUUUAGGCAGAGAUGCUGUAUAUACGAAAACGUCAAAAAUUAGUAGACUGCCAGCAUAUUUAACUAUCCAAUUUGUACGUUUUUAUUAUAAAGAGAAAGAAGCGAUUAACGCAAAAAUUCUCAAGGAUGUUAAAUUUCCUCUUGAAUUCGAUGCCUUUGAAUUAUGCAGCAGUGAACUUCAAAGUAAACUGACUCCAAUGCGUGAGAAAUUUAAAGAAUACGAAGACAGUUUAUUGGAAGAAACGCGUAAUGUGAAAGAUAAAAAGGACAAGGAAACUAAUGAGAAGAAAAUGAAAGAGGAACCAUUUUGGUUUUCAAAUGAUUUAGGAUCAAACAACAGUGGUUACUAUACAUUACAAGCAGUGCUAACUCAUAGGGGACGGUCAAGUAGUAGUGGUCAUUAUGUAGCCUGGGUUCGUCAAAAAAGAGACACCUGGUUAAAGUGUGACGAUGAAACUGUUAGCGCUGUGACCAGUGAAGAUGUAUUAAAACUCAGCGGUGGUGGCGAUUGGCAUUGCGCAUAUGUUCUUCUUUAUGGUCCGAAAAUUUUAGAAGUACCCGAUACAGAUAAUAAUGAAGGUUCAGCUACUUCUUGUGUAACAAAAAAAGACUAAAAAACUGUAACAGAACAAUUGCUCUUUGAAUCUGCCAGGGAAAUGCAUUUUCUU
Dufourea novaeangliae is the source of this 1690-nucleotide messenger RNA. It is a transcript of the gene Usp14, whose product is annotated as ubiquitin carboxyl-terminal hydrolase 14. Gene Ontology annotation, molecular function: cysteine-type deubiquitinase activity; protein binding; proteasome binding. The transcript has 6 exons. NCBI's taxonomy places the organism in Eukaryota, Metazoa, Arthropoda, Insecta, Hymenoptera, Halictidae. Bases 125 to 1636 code for a protein of 503 amino acids. Gene Ontology annotation, biological process: regulation of proteasomal protein catabolic process; proteasome-mediated ubiquitin-dependent protein catabolic process; protein deubiquitination. The record is from RefSeq and is a predicted model, not a curated record.